Pseudogymnoascus destructans is the source of this 1233-nucleotide messenger RNA. RefSeq lists its product as uncharacterized. Gene Ontology annotation, biological process: endocytosis. The record is from RefSeq and is a predicted model, not a curated record. The coding region runs from base 424 to 1233 and encodes 269 amino acids. The transcript has a single exon. Gene Ontology annotation, cellular component: clathrin vesicle coat; membrane. Lineage: Eukaryota; Fungi; Ascomycota; Leotiomycetes; Thelebolales; Thelebolaceae.
CAGCGUGGCAGCAACAAAAUGUAAAAUUUGUUGAUAAAAUUUUAGUUUAAACUCGGCGUGAAUUAUUAUAAUGGGCAGAUGGUGAAGAAUAAGACCCAUAACAGCCAAUUACCUAUAGGAGGAACUACCUGGGGAGAUUCACGUCCCAAGUACUCGUAGUUCCUGCUAUGAAUUUCGUAGCCAGUGAGGUCGAGGUGACAAUGUGGUGAUCCCUCAUGUUUUGUGCGAUUAAGCUUCGACGCCAACGGCCGCCGCCUACCUAACCCCGCCAUGUGCGUGCUUAUCUCGAACAUGUCACCUCCGCGCCAUUCGUUCAGACAAAUUGAAUUUAACCGCUCUCUCGACACCGCUAUGCCAAUAAACAAACAACUCGAACUGUAAAAAUACCCUGCCGCCAAAGAGCCACUGAAGCCCUGCGAAGCAAUGGAUCUCAUCGACCCCACCACCUCCGCCCGCCUCCCUCCCGACUCCAUCCAGCGAAUCCUCUUCCUCUCGCCCACCGUCCACGUCUACAACCCCCCUCCCCCAGCAUCCAGCAAGGGCCACAUCGCCGCAUCAUGGACCUCGCCCGUGUCGCGCCAGAUCUUCACCGCCCGCCUCCGCAUCCUCGAAACCGCGAUACCUACCCCCCAAGGCGGCGAGAAGCUGAAGGCCGAUAUCCUGCUCGAGGACCCGAAGACCGGGGAGCUGUUUGCUGCGGCGCCGUAUACGACACCGGCUGUGGUGGAGCAGGUGGCGGACUCGAGUCGGUUCUUUGCUGUCAGGGUUCAGGACCCUAGUGGGAGGAAAGCGGGGUUGGGAAUUGGGUUUGAGGAGAGGUCGGAUGCUUUCGAUUUCAGUGUUGCGCUGCAGGAGAUUCGCAAGACGCUUGGCCUUGAUGUCGUGGCUGGAGACCCGCGCAGGCCCGCGAAGAAGGAGAGUGAUGCCAGCAAGGUGGAACGCGAUUUCAGCCUGAAGGAAGGGCAGACCAUAACCGUGAAUCUCGGUGGAAAGACAGGCAAGGGCAGGAGAUCUCUUGGCGCACCAUCGAGCAGCGGUGGUAGCGAAGCACCUUUCAGCGGAGGCUUUUCAUUGCCACCACCGCCGAACGCACAGGCGGGAUUUCUACCCCCUCCUCCAAGUGCCCAAGAUGUGAAGGCGCAGAAAAGGCUAAGCCAGACGCAGACUCCGCCUCCACCUGCUUCAAUUGGGGAUCUUGGAUUUGAUGAUGGAGAAUUUGGAGAAUUUCAGUGA